Messenger RNA from Panicum virgatum (switchgrass), 594 nucleotides. RefSeq lists its product as uncharacterized. The coding region runs from base 1 to 594 and encodes 197 amino acids. The transcript is spliced from 2 exons. Gene Ontology annotation, cellular component: cytoplasm. NCBI's taxonomy places the organism in Eukaryota, Viridiplantae, Streptophyta, Magnoliopsida, Poales, Poaceae. The record is from RefSeq and is a predicted model, not a curated record. Gene Ontology annotation, molecular function: ubiquitin protein ligase activity.
AUGCAGUGUGACGUGGGGCAUGUACUGUGCUCGCCGUGCCGUGACAGGCUCAAGGACAAGCGCAGGUGCCAUGUGUGCCGUGGCCGCACCACCGGUGGCUUCCGCCGGUGCCACGCCAUGGAAAGCGUGGUGGAGUCCGCCCGCGUCGCGUGCCCGAACGCGGCCUGGCGGAGCCCCGGCGACGCCUGCAGUUUCGUCGUCGGCCGGAUGGAGGUGCUCCUGGUCCACCUCGCCGACGCCGGCGUCCACGGGUGGCCGUGCUCCGCCAGGGUCAGGACCUGCGAGAUGUCGAGCCGCAUCCGCCUCAAGGACGGCUUCAACUUGAGCCGCGCCGUCUCCGUGCUCCUCCACCCCCGCGCCGCCGCCGUCGACGACCAGCGCCCGUGCUGCUUGAAGAAGAUGACUUGCGAGCUCAUCACCAACUCUAUGGACGACUGGCUGCAGACCAAGUUCGUGGUAACGUGCGCGGAUCUCUCCGGCGGGCGGCGGCACAACCCGGACGAGCGGUUCCAGGUCGUCGUGCCGGAUUGCGUUCUUGAUAACGGCGAGAAUGCUCCUAUCAGCGUUGAGUUCUGCAUUCAAAGAUUCCCUUGA